This is a messenger RNA of Wasmannia auropunctata (little fire ant), 387 nucleotides long. RefSeq lists its product as uncharacterized. NCBI's taxonomy places the organism in Eukaryota, Metazoa, Arthropoda, Insecta, Hymenoptera, Formicidae. The transcript is spliced from 3 exons. The coding region runs from base 1 to 387 and encodes 128 amino acids. The record is from RefSeq and is a predicted model, not a curated record.
AUGAACAACGCGGUAUUUGGUAAGACCAUGGAGAACGUGCGCAAGCACAUCGACGUGGCGAUGACAUGGGAGGGUAGACACGGCGCGGAGGCGCUGAUCGCGAAACCGAAUUUUCACAGGCGCAACGUAUUCACGGAAAAUUUAAUCGCCGUCGAACUGCGUAAACUCAAAGUACAAUUCUACAAGCCGAUUUACCGGCACGGCCCACGCGUACUUAUACUUGCUCAAUGCAUCGAUGACGGUGAGUAUGUAGUGGUAGCCUCUGUUGUGGCACGAGUACGAGCGCAUUUCGACGAUAUCGGCCUGCCACAAAUCGUCGUAACCUCGAAUUACGACACGUUUUCGCGGAAAGUUUUGUCUGGCCGGAGCAUGCUCGGAUAUGAGUAG